AUGCCGAUGGAAAAUGAAGAUAUUUCUCACUCUCCCUCCGAGCCUGAAGUGGAGGAGAUUCAUGACUCUCCCACAGCUUAUGUAGCUGAUGAGAAUGAUAAUCAGAAAACAAAUGAUUCAAAAUCUUCUCGAGAGGAUGAUGACGAUGAUCUUUAUGAAGAUGUGGAGUUUUUAAACGAAAUCGACUUUACGGGAAUCGAUGAUGCCAUUCCAACAAACAUAGAGUUUGACCUUGGUGAUGAAGAUUUUGAUCCUUUUCUUGAUAUUCCCAACAGCCAUGUUAAUAAAGUCAAUGAAGUUGCUUCUUUAGCAACCAAGACUAGAGAUGAAGGAAAUGUUUUCAAGAUUCUACUCAUUACUUCGAAGCCCUUGGAGAUCGCACCAAGCCAAGGAGAUGUGACAUCAGAGAUUCCUCCCUCCGUGCCACUUAUCUCAAUUUCUGAUCCAGUCAGUUCUGACUCAACUGAACCUCAGACUUCCAUAAAAACAAGCCAACCUCUUGUAAGUCUGAAGGUACCUGCUGUAAGAUGUGCUCCUCAAGUCCUUUCAACAAUCACUGCUACCUCUGCUUACUCUCCUCCAAAGCAAACAGAUGAAGUUCCAAGUACCAUAUUUGAGACUGGUGGAUCCUCAUCCAUUCCAGAAUAUUCUCCAACUCGACCUUCUCUUGAUGAAGCUUCUAUUAGAUUAGUAAAACAUCUGGCUCUAUCUAGUCCAUCUUCCUCACGCGGAAAAGGAAUAUCAUUCAAGGAGGGUCGAACAGGUGAUGACAAAUCUUCUUCGCCUGAUCUUCGAGAGGAGAUUGGGAUUCUCCGUCAAGAGCUCAUCGAAAAAUCAAUUCAGAUGGAUCAGCUUUCUCCAUACAUCUUUGAGCUCAGGGCGAAGGAUGAAGAAAAGAACAAACAAAUCAAUGAUCUACAAACGAGUCUUGGAUCUGUUCUAGCUAAUUAUUUCAAUCUCAAGAACGUGUUGUACGAUGCUUUUGGUGAAAAAGUCAAAGCCCUCUUCCAACAGCCUCAUGGAGUAGUUGAUCCUCCCUCUGUUCAAUCACCUCCUGCAACUGAUGAUCUACCUGUCAACCCACCUGCUCCGAGAACAACUAAAAUUGUCAACAGGUUUGAAAAAGAACCUGAAGGAAGCAGAGCCAAAAUCACAAUCAAACAGGGCAACAGAAUCGUAACUGCAAAUCAACAAGAAGGACAAGUAUCCGAAUGUGGGCCUUUGAUCUAG
Messenger RNA from Lactuca saligna, 1230 nucleotides. NCBI's taxonomy places the organism in Eukaryota, Viridiplantae, Streptophyta, Magnoliopsida, Asterales, Asteraceae. The record is from the annotation of a GenBank genome assembly.